CUAAACAUUCUCUCACCUAUUUCCUCUCUCGAGCUAUAUAAACGCCACCCUCUUAAAGGGGAAGAAGAAUCCCAAAAAACUACUACUUCUACAAAAGUCUCUCCUCCUGUUUUGUGUGUUCGGCAUGCGGAAAACUGUUCAUCUCCCCAUCCGGGAAACCUGCCAACCUUGAGGUUUUUUCAGUUAGGGUUUAAGUUCAGACACAGAGAGAGAGAGAGAGAGAGAGAGAGAGAGAGAGAGGAUAUGGUGAAACGGCUGGAAAUUCUCAACUUCUCGGAGAGUUCUCCUCAGUUCUGCAAAGUCUAUGUGCCUGAUCUGUCCUAUCACCGACUGGGAAUCCCACAAGAUUUUGUCAAGCAUUUCACUGGAGAUUUGCCGUAUAAAUCUACAAUCACUACUCCAGAAAAAAGAUCAUGGCAUGUAGAACUGAAAGAGGUCGAUGAACAUUUGUAUUUCCAAGAAGGUUGGCAGCAAUUUGUGCAUGACAAUUCCUUAGUAUUCGGAGACUUUCUCAUAUUCUACUAUGGUGGCAAUGCACAAUUCUAUACCAAGAUAUACGGGAAAAAUGGUUGUCGAAAGAAGGUUAGCGAGCCUCCUAGGGAGAUUGACAAAGAAAUCACACAUCCCCAAGACAAUCAGACAAUCGAACGAAGGAAGUCUAAACGACUGGCACAAGGAGCCAAUGGCGAGGGAAGUGCUCAGAAAGAAUUGUGUCCGACAUUUUCAUCGGCGACUCAAGAGCGCACUCGUAAAGAAGCCAGCAAAUUCGUUUCUGAAUUUCCAUUCUUCGAAGUAGUUAUGAGCCCUAGUUACAUCAAUAAAGGGCUUGUGAAUGUACCAUCAAGCUUCCAUAUGUACAUGGAGGAUAGACAUGGUGCAACACUUGUAGUUUCAGAUCGGUCUUGGCCUGUGCAAUUGAGCAAAACCAGAGUGAGGUUCUGUCAUGGUUGGUCCACAUUUUGUAGGGAAAACACGCUUAAAGUAGACGACAUUUGUGUUUUUGAACUAAUUGAGAAAAAUGAUGUUGUACUGAAAGUUUCUAUUUUCAGAUGCCCAGAUUGAGCGAUUAUAUUUCUGAGAGCAAAAAUUCCAAGCAGCUAGUAAAAACUCAUUGGCUACAUUCCCUUUUCUUUUGUGAGGAAAAUCAUCAUCUAUUGUACUUGUCUCAUAAAAAAAGAAGAAAUCUGGAAGGCAGUAGCUAGGAGCCAUCAGUUCUAAAGGGUUUAGGUCCAUACUUCAAUUAAGUCUCGAAUCGUACUAUCGAAUCUUUUUUGCCAGUUUUGUGUGCAUCAAGUUGUUGUUCUGGCUUCAUCAUUGUACUAUCGAAUCUUUUUUGCCAGUUUUGUGUGCAUCAAGUUGCUGUUCUGGCUUCAUCAUUUUGUAUCUUUCGUCUGGUCAAUUACUAAACGUGUUGUGGUAAUAUCAUCAUAUAAUGACCUUUUGUUGCUUUUUUU
This is a messenger RNA of Rhododendron vialii, 1454 nucleotides long. Its product is annotated as B3 domain-containing transcription factor VRN1-like. The record is from RefSeq and is a predicted model, not a curated record. Gene Ontology annotation, molecular function: DNA binding. The transcript is spliced from 4 exons. NCBI's taxonomy places the organism in Eukaryota, Viridiplantae, Streptophyta, Magnoliopsida, Ericales, Ericaceae. The coding region runs from base 244 to 1062 and encodes 272 amino acids.